GCCCUGCUAUAUAAAAUCCCCCACCCCCACCUAGGGUUGCCCUUCUCCCUCCACAACCGCCGCCGCCGUCGCAAACCCUCGCGCACUCGCCUCCAACCCUCCUUCUCCGCCGCCCCACCGCCGCCGUCGACAUGGGCAAGGUUCACGGAUCGCUGGCCCGUGCCGGGAAGGUCCGCGGGCAGACGCCCAAGGUCGCCAAGCAGGACAAGAAGAAGCAGCCCCGCGGCCGCGCCCACAAGAGGAUCCAGUACAACCGCCGCUUCGUCACCGCCGUCGUCGGCUUCGGCAAGAAGCGCGGCCCCAACUCCUCCGAGAAGUAGGCGCGCGCCAAGAAAAGGCUCUUCCUUUGCGCUAGUUUUCCUCUCCUUUGUUGUUACGCAAGAUUAUGAUGAUGGAAGAGACACUACUGAAGUGUUAAAGUAUGCAUUGUUUUGCUUAGUUGAAGAAUCUGAGAUACUGUGGUAUGAGUAUGCAUGUUUUGAUUAGUUGAAGAAUCUGUGAUAUUGUGGUAAUGAGUUCAUGGCUUAAA
This is a messenger RNA of Triticum aestivum (bread wheat), 529 nucleotides long. Its product is annotated as 40S ribosomal protein S30. Gene Ontology annotation, biological process: translation. The transcript is spliced from 2 exons. The coding region runs from base 132 to 320 and encodes 62 amino acids. NCBI's taxonomy places the organism in Eukaryota, Viridiplantae, Streptophyta, Magnoliopsida, Poales, Poaceae. Gene Ontology annotation, molecular function: structural constituent of ribosome. The record is from RefSeq and is a predicted model, not a curated record. Gene Ontology annotation, cellular component: ribosome; cytosolic small ribosomal subunit.